AGUACAACGUGCGGUCAGUUCGCUUGGUGGAAGCGAAGGGUGAUUUCCUUUUUCAGGAUAUGCCAGGUGUUGGUUCGGUAGCGAAAAUGAAAUGAAAAAUCCUACGACAUACGUACAUAAAGACCAGGUGGUAUAUUCAAAUGACCGCACGCUAACAUUGAUUCAGUCUGGCUCAAACGGUCGAAAGGAUUUGUCGAAAAAGUGGACUCUUGAGACUGGUUUGUUUUAUUUGAACAAAUCACAAGCUUGAGAAAUAAGUGAAAGUGUCAUUGCUGUUAUUUUGUGAAAAAAGUGCUUUGUGAUACUGCAAUCACAAUGAAAUCGUUGUUGAUGGAUAACAUCAGGGAUCGACUAAGGUCGUGUGGACCUGCAACGAUAAAAUAUCUUCUAUUUGUUUUCAAUCUAAUUUUUGCGGUAUCAGGAUUAAUUCUGCUGAUCGCUGGAAUACUGGUGCUUCUCGAUGUCAACGACUACCAACAUUUUGUCGAGGACAAACUGAUGGCCCCGCCGGUCGUGUUGAUUGUGGUCGGAACCUUUAUCUUCCUCAUUGCAUCCCUUGGCUGUUACGGGGCCAUUAAAGAAUCUCCAAAACUGCUAAAUGCCUUCGCAGUGUUUCUGCUAAUUGUGCUGAUAAUUGAAGUCGCCGUGGCAGUUGCCGCCAUAGCAUUUAAAUCUGAUCUUGGGAAUGCCCUUGAGACACAACUGAAAAAAUCCAUCACCAGACACAACAGCGCCGAUAUGGGGGCGUGGAAUAGCGUACAUAGGAAUAUGAUGUGCUGCGGUAUCCAUGGACCAAAGGAUUGGUACGAUAACAACAACCGUACCAUGCCGGCUAGUUGCUGCAAACCGGACCUAAUUGACCCCGAAACGAACGACUGCAAGAACGCUCUUCCAUUGUUCAUGGAUCGUUAUUAUCAGGAGGGUUGCUUGAUGAAACUGAAGGAACACUUCGAUAGAAAUGCUGUGGUGCUCAUCGCUGUCGGGUUCGCCAUCGCAGUCUUUCAGAUACUGGGCAUAAUUUUCGCAUGUUGGUUAUCAUCGGCAAUCAAGCGGGAUAGUAAUUGAAGCACGGUAUAGUCUUGUUCUAUUUUAGUACACACGCAAUAUGUAGCAGCUGCAUUGUAAUAAAUUUCUUUCACCAAAAGUGAACCAGAAUGCGGUGAACUGUUCUCAGUGUACGCAAAUAGCUCUUGUGGCUUUGUUAAAUCUCUUACCAUUGUAAUAACUAUUGAAAACGAUUUAUACUAAGGUCUUUGAUUGAAUUUCCUAGGUACUACUAUACUUGAUGUUAUGUUUAACAACACGACUAAUAAAGAUUAGGGUUUUGUCUUUCGGAAUCAUGUAGCGUUAGAGGCUCUGUAAAAAUCUGGCGAGUAAUCAAUUCAAGGUAUUUUGAAUCCAGAGAUGGACAUAGGAUCAAGAAACUAUCGUAUACAUCACUGAAUUGUACUGCGACAUGCCUUUUAUGUUGAUAUCUAAUGAUUCAAGAAAAAAUAUUGAUGUAAUACAAAAUCAAUUACAAAAUAAACAUGAUUUAUUCUGUUACUAGCAAAUAAUAACUCGCAUUAUAUCAUGUUAGGUUUUUUUUAUUGUAAAUUGAUUCAAUUUUUUUUACCUAAAAUUCGAAUGUCAAAAAAUAAACAUUCCAGCAAAAUGAUAACUUAUAACUAUUCCCUAUCUCAAUCUUCACCUACCAAAACAAAAACCGUUUUCCAAUCGAAUCAUAUUCAGAUCAGCUACCGUUAUUUGCUGCAAUCGGACUAAACGUCCGCUUGAACUAAUUCAUAAAAUAUUAUGAAACAUAUAGUUACCGACAGUCAAUUUCAGAUGUUGUUAUUAUUGUAAGUGUAGCGAAAGGAGCAUUUUCAACGCAUAUGAUGAUAAUAUUCUGAAAAAAAGCUGAAAGUAAACUCUGUUAACCCCUUCAUGCCCAUUUUUUUACGAACAACGUUUGUGACCAGCUGUCACUUUUGGGUUAGCCAAAUUUUGCUCAAAUAAUUUAUUAAGUUUAAGGACAGCUACGGUUUUACCUUUUAUUCGAAUACAGUUAUAAGAAUUAUCUGUAAGAUUGGAGUUAUCUCGAUCAGUUUGAUUGGUAUCAUUGAUGAAGUGUUGCCAGCAAUAGUUUCAGGUCAGCUAUCGGCAAAAAAUAAAAAUCAUUGUCUUGCAAUAUUGAUGAAUACUGAUAAAACGUGUAGACUACUUUAGCUUAAACUACAUUUGUCAUGCAAUGCGACUAUUGUAAAUAUGCUGGGAGAAAUGUGGUGAGCAUCGAAAGCUGAAAAUUUGGUAGUCGUUAUUACUAGGACUCGAGUAUCUAUUUUUACUGUAUUUUUUGACGCAAAUAGUUUUAAGGAAAAAUAGUUUUAAAAUCCUACAAACUCUAGCAAUAUUUUGGGCAUGAAAGGGUUAAUGGACAGCAAGGCAUCAUUUUGAUUAGGGUAGCUCGCAGUAUACAUCAAACUUACGUUUAUGUUUCCUAUAGAUUUGUGCUCUUAAUAGAAAUUAUGUUCAGAUAUAUGUGACGUUGUUCCUCAGAAAUAGAUUAUAACUACAAAUAAAUAA
This is a messenger RNA of Topomyia yanbarensis, 2565 nucleotides long. RefSeq names its product 23 kDa integral membrane protein. The record is from RefSeq and is a predicted model, not a curated record. The transcript is spliced from 3 exons. Lineage: Eukaryota; Metazoa; Arthropoda; Insecta; Diptera; Culicidae. Gene Ontology annotation, cellular component: membrane. The coding region runs from base 316 to 1065 and encodes 249 amino acids.